This is a messenger RNA of Dentiscutata heterogama, 162 nucleotides long. Lineage: Eukaryota; Fungi; Glomeromycota; Glomeromycetes; Diversisporales; Gigasporaceae. The record is from the annotation of a GenBank genome assembly.
AUGUCACCAAGCAAAAAGAAGACUUCAUUACGAACAAAGCCAUUAGGGUUGGAAAAGAAGAGAGGUAGAGAGAUACAGCUAAAAGAUAAAGAUGUAGCAAACACUCAGGCAAAAAGUAGUACUACAAGUGCUUUAGGGGAAAGAAUGUUUUUCGUAUCAAAG